This is a messenger RNA of Lachancea dasiensis, 327 nucleotides long. Lineage: Eukaryota; Fungi; Ascomycota; Saccharomycetes; Saccharomycetales; Saccharomycetaceae. The record is from the annotation of a GenBank genome assembly.
AUGAACUUCAGAUAUCUCCAUAGCGCUGCCCGACUAGCCAACUAUUCAAAGGUUCAGCUAACGCUUUUUUCCAAACAUAACUGCGGGCUCUGUGACAAGGCCAAAGUGGUGCUGGACCAAGUAGCCAACGAUAAAUCUGAAUUCAAAGACAUCGCCAUCAAUAUUGUAGACAUUGAUCUUCCGCAGAACAAAGAGUGGUGGAAUAGGUACUGUAUGGACGUACCUGUCUUGCAUGUGGAAAAUGCCCAGCAGCCGGAAUCGCUUUCCAAGAUCUUUCAUAAACUGGAUCGCCUACAAGUCGAGGCCAAGAUCAAGGAAUUGAGAUGA